Messenger RNA from Protobothrops mucrosquamatus (brown spotted pit viper), 729 nucleotides. RefSeq names its product splicing factor, suppressor of white-apricot homolog. Bases 1 to 450 code for a protein of 149 amino acids. The record is from RefSeq and is a predicted model, not a curated record. NCBI's taxonomy places the organism in Eukaryota, Metazoa, Chordata, Lepidosauria, Squamata, Viperidae. The transcript has 5 exons.
AUGGUGUAUGAAUGGCAGUCUCGCUCAAGAUCGCCGAGAAGACGGGCACACACCCCCGAAAGGCAUCGAGAAGAGAGGAGCGUUCCGACUGCCUAUCGUGUGAGCAAUAGCCCGGGCAUCAGCAGAAGACGCACCCGUUCCAGAAGCCCCCAUGAAAAGAAGAAGAGGCGGUCGCACUCCCACACGAAGUCCAAAGCCAGAUCCCACUCACCUUCCAUCUCGCCGGGAAAGCCAUCCGCCCAUAAGAAUUCCAGUCACUCAGCCAGCAUCUCUCCUGUGGAGAGCCGAGGAUCCAGCCAAGAGCGUUCUGGGGGCGUUCCUUUGGAAAAAGAGGGCCAAAUCUCUUCCGCGAUUGUGUCGUCCGUUCAGAGUAAAAUCACUCAGGAUCUUAUGGCCAAGGUGAGGGCGAUGCUUGCAGCUUCUAAAAAUAUUUCAACCAGUGCCUCUUGAGACGGGAAAGAUGGAAGCUCCAGAAGGAACAAAAAGUCCUCCUUAGCUGCUGGGGGGGGGGGGAAGGUCCUCUUGCAACUCUACCCGAGUUGCAAAAACUUCCUUUGUGGAAAAACAGCCCUGGGAAGGGAGCCUUGUAAAUUAUGUUCUGAUUGGUUUCUCAGUAAGAAUUUUACAACAAGCGGUGCCUGUAUAUUUGUAAAUACGACAUUCCGGCGAGUGUUACCCGAAUAAAAAAUGCAGAGAAAUCCUUUUUAUUAGCUAAAAGGCUUUCUGGAG